Lutra lutra (Eurasian river otter) is the source of this 5965-nucleotide messenger RNA. It is a transcript of the gene PDS5B, whose product is annotated as PDS5 cohesin associated factor B. The record is from RefSeq and is a predicted model, not a curated record. Gene Ontology annotation, cellular component: nucleus; chromatin. The coding region runs from base 140 to 4489 and encodes 1449 amino acids. Gene Ontology annotation, biological process: DNA repair; mitotic sister chromatid cohesion. The transcript is spliced from 35 exons. NCBI's taxonomy places the organism in Eukaryota, Metazoa, Chordata, Mammalia, Carnivora, Mustelidae.
CUCAAUCCCAGAACCCUGGGAUCAUGACCUGAGCGGAAGGCAGAGGCUUUAACCCACUGAGCCCCAUAAAAAUACUAUUUUAAAGAGAUUUAACUAUACUUUCUAUACUGUUAGAUACAGGGGGAAAAAUAUUUCCAUCAUGGCUCAUUCAAAGACAAGAACCAAUGAUGGAAAAAUUACUUAUCCUCCUGGUGUCAAGGAAAUCUCAGAUAAAAUAUCUAAAGAGGAGAUGGUGAGACGGUUAAAGAUGGUUGUGAAAACUUUCAUGGAUAUGGACCAGGACUCUGAAGAAGAAAAGGAGCUAUAUUUAAACCUAGCUUUACAUCUUGCUUCAGAUUUUUUCCUUAAGCAUCCUGACAAAGAUGUUCGCUUACUGGUAGCCUGCUGCCUUGCUGAUAUUUUCAGGAUUUAUGCUCCUGAAGCUCCUUACACGUCCCCUGAUAAACUAAAGGAUAUAUUUAUGUUUAUAACAAGGCAGUUAAAGGGGCUGGAAGAUACAAAGAGCCCACAGUUCAAUAGGUAUUUUUACUUACUUGAGAACAUUGCUUGGGUCAAGUCAUAUAACAUAUGCUUUGAGUUGGAAGAUAGCAAUGAAAUUUUUACCCAAUUAUACAGAACAUUAUUUUCAGUUAUAAACAAUGGUCACAAUCAGAAAGUUCAUAUGCACAUGGUAGACCUCAUGAGUUCUAUAAUUUGUGAAGGUGAUACAGUAUCUCAGGAGCUUUUGGAUACAGUUUUGGUAAAUCUGGUACCUGCCCAUAAGAAUUUAAACAAGCAAGCGUAUGAUUUGGCAAAGGCUUUACUGAAGAGGACAGCUCAAGCUAUUGAACCAUAUAUUACCAAUUUUUUUAAUCAGGUUCUGAUGCUUGGAAAAACAUCUAUCAGCGAUUUGUCAGAGCAUGUCUUUGACUUAAUUUUGGAGCUCUAUAAUAUUGAUAGUCAUUUGCUGCUCUCUGUUUUACCCCAACUUGAAUUUAAACUAAAGAGCAAUGAUAAUGAGGAACGCCUACAAGUUGUUAAACUAUUGGCAAAAAUGUUUGGUGCGAAGGAUUCAGAAUUGGCUUCUCAAAACAAACCACUUUGGCAGUGUUACUUGGGCAGGUUUAAUGACAUCCAUGUACCAAUCCGCUUGGAAUGUGUGAAGUUUGCUAGUCAUUGUCUCAUGAACCAUCCUGAUUUAGCAAAGGACUUAACAGAAUAUCUUAAAGUGAGGUCACAUGACCCUGAAGAAGCUAUUAGACAUGAUGUUAUUGUGUCCAUAGUUACAGCUGCUAAAAAGGAUAUUCUUCUGGUCAACGAUCACUUACUUAAUUUUGUGAGAGAGAGAACAUUAGACAAACGGUGGAGAGUGCGCAAAGAAGCCAUGAUGGGACUUGCCCAAAUUUAUAAGAAGUAUGCUUUACAAUCAGCAGCUGGAAAAGAUGCUGCAAAACAGAUUUCAUGGAUCAAAGACAAAUUGCUACAUAUAUAUUAUCAAAAUAGUAUUGAUGAUCGAUUGCUUGUUGAACGCAUCUUUGCUCAAUACAUGGUUCCCCACAAUUUGGAAACUACAGAACGGAUGAAGUGUCUAUAUUACUUGUAUGCCACACUGGAUUUAAAUGCUGUGAAAGCAUUGAAUGAAAUGUGGAAAUGUCAAAAUCUGCUCCGACAUCAAGUAAAGGAUUUGCUUGAUUUAAUUAAGCAACCCAAAACAGAUGCCAGUGUCAAGGCAAUAUUUUCAAAAGUGAUGGUUAUUACAAGAAAUUUGCCAGAUCCUGGUAAGGCUCAGGAUUUCAUGAAGAAGUUCACACAGGUGUUGGAAGAUGAUGAGAAAAUAAGAAAACAGUUAGAAGUACUCGUUAGUCCAACAUGCUCCUGCAAGCAGGCUGAAGGCUGUGUGCGUGAAAUAACUAAGAAGUUGGGCAACCCCAAACAGCCUACAAAUCCUUUCCUGGAGAUGAUCAAGUUUCUUUUGGAGAGGAUAGCACCUGUACACAUAGAUACUGAAUCUAUCAGUGCUCUUAUUAAGCAAGUGAAUAAAUCAAUAGAUGGAACGGCAGAUGAUGAAGAUGAGGGUGUUCCAACUGAUCAAGCCAUCAGAGCAGGUCUUGAACUGCUUAAGGUACUUUCAUUUACACAUCCCAUCUCGUUUCAUUCUGCUGAAACAUUUGAAUCUCUCCUGGCUUGUCUGAAAAUGGAUGAUGAAAAAGUAGCAGAAGCUGCACUCCAAAUUUUUAAAAACACAGGAAGCAAAAUUGAAGAAGAUUUCCCACAUAUCAGAUCAGCUUUGCUUCCUGUUUUACAUCACAAAUCUAAAAAAGGACCCCCCCGCCAAGCCAAAUACGCCAUUCAUUGUAUCCAUGCGAUAUUUUCUAGUAAAGAGACCCAGUUUGCACAGAUAUUUGAGCCUCUACAUAAGAGCCUAGAUCCAAGCAACCUGGAACAUCUCAUAACACCGUUGGUUACUAUUGGGCAUAUUGCUCUCCUUGCACCUGAUCAAUUUGCUGCUCCUUUGAAGUCCUUGGUAGCUACUUUCAUUGUGAAAGAUCUUCUCAUGAAUGAUCGGCUCCCAGGAAAAAAGACAACUAAACUUUGGGUUCCAGAUGAAGAAGUUUCUCCUGAGACAAUGGUCAAAAUUCAGGCUAUUAAAAUGAUGGUUCGAUGGCUUCUUGGAAUGAAAAAUAAUCACAGUAAAUCAGGAACAUCUACCUUAAGAUUGCUAACUACAAUAUUGCAUAGUGAUGGAGACUUGACAGAACAGGGGAAAAUUAGUAAACCAGAUAUGUCACGUCUGAGACUUGCUGCUGGGAGUGCUAUUGUGAAACUGGCACAAGAACCUUGUUAUCAUGAAAUCAUCACAUUAGAACAGUAUCAGCUCUGCGCAUUAGCUAUCAAUGAUGAAUGCUAUCAAGUAAGACAAGUGUUUGCUCAGAAACUUCACAAAGGCCUUUCCCGAUUAAGGCUUCCACUUGAGUAUAUGGCAAUCUGUGCACUUUGUGCAAAAGAUCCUGUAAAAGAGAGAAGAGCUCAUGCUAGGCAAUGUCUGGUAAAAAAUAUAAAUGUGAGACGCGAGUAUCUGAAGCAACAUGCAGCUGUUAGUGAAAAAUUACUGUCUCUUCUACCAGAAUAUGUUGUUCCAUAUACAAUUCACCUUUUGGCACAUGACCCAGAUUAUGUCAAAGUACAGGAUAUUGAACAACUUAAAGAUGUUAAAGAAUGUCUUUGGUUCGUUCUAGAAAUACUAAUGGCUAAAAACGAAAAUAACAGUCAUGCAUUUAUCAGAAAGAUGGUAGAAAAUAUUAAACAAACAAAGGAUGCCCAAGGACCAGAUGAUGCAAAAAUGAAUGAAAAACUGUACACUGUGUGUGAUGUUGCCAUGAAUAUCAUCAUGUCAAAAAGCACCACAUACAGUUUGGAAUCUCCUAAAGACCCAGUACUACCAGCUCGUUUUUUCACCCAACCUGACAAGAAUUUCAGUAACACCAAAAAUUACCUGCCUCCAGAAAUGAAAUCAUUUUUCACUCCUGGAAAACCUAAAACAACCAAUGUUCUAGGAGCUGUUAAUAAGCCACUUUCAUCAGCAGGCAAGCAAUCUCAGACAAAGUCAUCUCGAAUGGAAACUGUAAGCAAUGCAAGCAGCAGCUCAAAUCCAAGCUCUCCUGGAAGAAUAAAAGGGAGGCUUGAUAGCUCUGAAAUGGAUCACAGUGAAAAUGAAGAUUACACAAUGUCCUCACCUUUGCCAGGAAAAAAAAGUGACAAGAGAGACGACUCUGAUCUUGUAAGGUCUGAAUUGGACAAACCUAGAAGCCGGAAAAAAACACCUGUCACAGAUUCAGAAGAGAAAUUAGGUAUGGAUGACCUCACUAAGUUGGUACAGGAACAGAAACCUAAAGGUAGUCAGCGUGGACGGAAGAGAGGCCACACGGCUUCAGAAUCAGAUGAACAGCAGUGGCCUGAGGAAAAGAGGCUCAAAGAAGAUAUAUUAGAAAAUGAGGAUGAACAGAAUAGUCCACCAAAGAAAGGUAAAAGAGGUCGACCACCUAAACCUCUUGGUGGAGGUACACCAAAAGAAGAGCCAACAAUGAAAACUUCUAAAAAAGGAACCAAAAAAAAAUCUGGACCUUCAGCACCAGAAGAAGAGGAAGAAGAAGAAAGACAAAGUGGAAAUACAGAACAGAAGUCAAAGAGCAAACAGCACCGAACAUCAAGGAGAGCACAACAGAGCAGAGCAGAAUCUCCUGAAGGUAGUGCAGUUGAAUCCACACAAUCCACACCACAAAAAGGACGAGGAAGACCAUCAAAAACGCCAUCACCAUCACAACCCAAAAAAAAUGUCCGUGUAGGACGCUCCAAACAAGCAUCUACUAAAGAAAAUGAUUCAAGUGAAGAAGUAGAUGUGUUUCAGGGUAGCUCUCCUGUCAAUGAUGAUAUUCCACAGGAAGAAACAGAGGAAGAAGAAGUUUCUACAGUAAAUGUACGGCGGCGAAGUUCUAAAAGAGAAAGGCGAUGAACAAAUGUAAUUAAUAACUUUCUGUGUGAAAGCUUUGAGAAGAAGCAUUCUUUUGUCAAGCUUGAGGCUAAGUAAAGCCUUUGAUGCACACAAAGUGGGACUGCUAGAAAGUGGACAGUUGGAACUUUCUUUGAUGACCUCAUGUGUUUGUGGUCACAGCGCUUUAGCCAUACGCUUGGUGAUAACAUUGACUAUGGAGUCUUGUGGAAGUGUGAUGUGCGAUGGCUAUGUAGACAUAAACUAAAGAAAAAACUUGUAAAUAUAUUUUUUUCCUUCCUCCCUUCCUCUCUCCCUCCCUCCCACCCUCCCUCUCUCCAUUCCUUCUUUCCUUCUUUCCCUUCUCUUUCUUAAUGUUUCUGACUUCUAAAGUGCUUGUAUAGCUUUUAUCGGCGGCUUUAAACUGACAGUACCCAACUGUUUAUUGGAUCUAUUGAUUUGGAAAGAGUUUGUUAGGAUAGAUCUUAAGCAGUAAUCUGUCAGUGUUUGUAUUUGUAUUCUCUGCAAUUUUACUGUGAAAAAAUUUUUUCAACAAAUGGUGUCAUUUUCUUGAUGUCAUUGUUUGUUGGAGAGUAAAAUGGUCUCUUUCCCUUGUGUAUCUUACCUAGUGUUUACUCCUAGGCACCCUUAAUCUUCAGAGGUGCUAAAUUGUCUGCCAUUACACCUGAAUGAUGCCUCCAAUGGGAGGACACCACACAAAUUGUGAAAUAGUCCUGAAGUUUGAUUAUUUUACACCUCAGUAUUGGUCUCAGAAUUUUCUGGCCUUUCGUGGCAAUGAAAAUUUUAAGAAAAGAGAGAUUUAAAAUAUUUUAAUUUUAAAGAGUGUGUUAUAAAAUAAUGUACUGAAUUCUUUAUCCCAUUUUAUCAUCAUCCCUUUUCAGUUUUUAUUAAUCUACUGUAUCAAUAAAAUUCUGUAAUUUGAAUUAGUUUUUAAUAGUCUAGAAUGUUAUUGUGUAUAGAUAUUUCCUCUUGAACAUUAUGUUCAGAAAAUGCAAAUUAUUACACUAUAAUAUAAAAUCUGAUAUAUACACAUAGAAAAGUUCCAGUUCUCCAUAACAGUGUAAAGUUAAUCAGAAAGAAAAAAUUUUAUUGAUGCAGUGUGUCUUUAUAAAGCUGUUCUUGAAAGCAAGUGUUUUGUAUUUUAUAUAGUGAGUUGCAUGUUUAUGAAAAAGUGCUGAAAAUGGGAUGUGCUCUUUUCUGUAAAUUCAUAUUUAGCCAUAGUAUAUGAUAGAUUGCCCCAUAACAUAGUUUUUCAUCAAGAGUUUAUUAUUGUACUUUAUUUUGGAGCCAAAAACUUGUUUUUGGGAGAGGGGAGGGACAGGGUGGGAGUGAUGUAUCCAACUAUCUGAGCUACUGUAGGUAUCACAAUCUUAUAAUUUUGAAUGAAAUUCCACUUCAUCUAGAUUGGGAGAAGUGGAAAUUUAUUUGGAUUUAGGGCAGUUCUUUUUUUUUUUUCCCUCCAUCAUAAUCUGCAAAAUA